ACUUUGACGUAAAUCAAUGAAUGUGUUAAAAAUUUGUUGGAAGACUUUGUCGCUGGAAAUGCUUUACCAGUUUGACCCGUUGUGAAGUGCAACAGUUAUUCCAGUGAAAUAAAAUACACCGAAAUACAAUACAAUUACUUAUCUUAUAGAUGUGAAACUUCUCUUGCGCAUGCCCAAAGACGCCAUUUUGAUCAAAUUUGUUGGAGAUAUCCGAAAAUGGCGAAAAAGUAGUGUAACAUAUCCUUCUGUGUUUUGGGUGUGACAAUACUCUCAGUCCUGAAUGCCUGAAGGGACAGAGACAGUUCAGAAGCUGAAGUGGCUGUAUACAGUGACAACAGUGCGGUACUAUGCCAGCACCAAGGAACAAUACUGAAGGAUCUUUUUCAUAUAUAGCAAAGCAAGGCGGGAGGAAUGGAAAGGAGACAGUAAGGCGAAACAUCCAGUGAAGGAUUAAAAAGAAUAAAAAAAGUUAUUUGUGGUGAAGAGGAAUAAUGAAGAAAAGUAAUGCAAGGCCUGGUAGUUUGAAAGAUCCUGAAAUCGCAGAACUAUUCGAUAAAGAUGACCCUGAAAAAAUAUUUGAAGACCUUCGUGAAAUUGGACAUGGCAGUUUUGGUGCUGUCUACUAUGCUCGUUGCCAUCAUACGAAAGAAAUUGUUGCCAUUAAGAAAAUGUCAUAUGUUGGAAAACAAAGUGCAGAGAAAUGGCAAGAUAUCUUAAAAGAAAUCAGGUUUUUGCGCCAACUUAACCAUCCAAAUACAAUAGAAUACAAAGGAUGCUUCCUGCGGGACCAUACAGCAUGGCUGGUAAUGGAAUACUGCCUGGGGUCAGCAUCAGAUAUAAUUGAAGUUCACAAGCGACCACUUAAAGAAGAAGAAAUAUCAGCUAUCUGCGAGGGUGUGCUACGUGGCCUUCAUUACUUGCAUUCUCUGGGGCGCAUCCACCGUGAUGUCAAAGCUGGAAAUAUCCUCCUUACAGAAAAUGGAACAGUUAAGCUGGCGGAUUUUGGUUCAGCAAGCAUCAAAUGCCCUGCAAACAGCUUUGUGGGCACUCCAUAUUGGAUGGCACCAGAGGUCAUCCUUGCAAUGGAUGAAGGUCAAUAUGAUGGAAAGGUUGAUGUGUGGUCGUUAGGGAUUACUUGUAUAGAACUGGCUGAACGCAAGCCCCCAUACUUCAACAUGAAUGCAAUGAGUGCCCUCUACCAUAUUGCUCAAAAUGAUACUCCCCAGCUAAGUUCAUCAGAAUGGUCUGACGUGUUUCGUCAUUUUGUGGAUUCUUGCUUGCAGAAGAACCCAAGUGAAAGACCUAGUUCAGGCAAACUGCUCGGGCACCAGUUCGUUACAAGGCAACGAUCACCGCAUAUUCUUAUUGACCUUAUUCAACGAACAAAAGCAGCAGUCCGUGAACUAGAUCAUCUGAAUUACAGAAAAAUGAAGAAAAUCCUCAUGAUUGAUGCAUUUGAAACAGAGAGUAAUCUAGGAGAUGCUGAUGACACACCUGAUGAGCAAACUGGUGGAGAUAGUAGCAAGAGUAAUAGUAUAACCUCUGAGCAUUCAAUCCAUUCUGUGGGUGUGAGUGCAUCUUCGCAAAGCAGUUCAACAAAUAGUCUUCCCCCAGCCACAGAUGGCAAUGAUGGCAAUUAUCCUCCUUCGGUCCGUAGGCACAAGGCCAGUAAUUCUAAUGCAAUCCAGGAUCAUGGUGCUAAUAAUUUUGCAACUAUCAGAACAACAUCCAUUGUUACCAAGCAGCAGAAGGAACAUAUGCAGGAAGAGAUGCAUGAGCAGAUGUCUGGUUAUAAGCGUAUGAGAAGGGAACAUCAGGCUGCCUUACUUAAGCUGGAAGAAAGGUGUAAGCUCGAGAUGGAAGCACAUAAACAACAGUUGGACAAAGAAUAUGAGUCUCUGUUACAACAGUUUAGUAAAGAACUUGAAAAGUUACAGGUUAGACAUCAGCAAGAGCUUGAUCGAAAGGUGAAGCAGAAUCAGGCAGCAGAAAAGAAGUUACAGAAGGAUAUUAUGAGUCGACAGGAACAAGAUCGUAAGGCCUUCGAGACACAGAAGAAGAAGGAGUACAAGAUGAGUAAAGAGCGGUGGAAACGGGAACUGAGCCUAGACGAAUCGACACCAAAGCGGCAACGCGACGCCACCCUGCAGAGUCAGAAAGACAACCUCAAGCAACUGGAAGCUCAAGAGGAGCAAAGACUUCUUAGAGGCCAGAAAGAAUAUCUCGAUUUGGAGAUUCGGAAAUUCAGAAGAAAAAAAUUCCUUCUAUUCCAGAGCCUCGAAAGGGAGCUUCUUCAAGAGGAGUUAAGUAAGAGACAGCAACAACUGGAGCAAGCUCACGCAAUGCUUCUUCGGCACCACGAGAAAACGCAGGAAUUGGAGUACAGGCAGCAAAGAGCUGUGCAUCAACUUCGUGAGGAUCAGAUCAUGAGGCAGCAUGCAUCAGAACUGCAGAACCAACAGGACUAUAUGGAGCGUGCUGAACGGGAGCUACGUAAGAAGCAUGCAUUAGAGCUGAAGCAGCAGCCGAAGAGCCUCAAGCAAAAAGAAAUGCAGAUACGGAAACAGUUUAGGGAAACAUGUAAAAUACAAACUCGGCAGUACAAGGCGCUCAAAGCCCAAAUCCUGCAAACAACGCCAAAGGAUGAACAGAAGGCAGUGAUAAAGAAAUUAAAGGAAGAGCAGCGGCGAAAGCUUGCAUUGCUAGGUGACCAGUAUGAGCAAAGCAUAGCUGAAAUGCUUCAGAAGCAGUCGAUUCGGCUUGAUGAGUCUCAGGAGGUGGAAUGCCACCAUUUGAAAGAGCGUCUACACUAUGAGCUGGAAAUCCUAAUGGCCUACCAGUCAAAGAAUAAAAUGCAAGCAGAGGCACAACGAAAUAGAGAACGAAAGGAACUGGAAGAUCGUGUGUCCGUACGACGAGCUUUACUUGAGCAAAAGAUGGAUGUGGAAACUAGACAGUUUGAGCAAGAAAGAGAUGAAAGGAUUAGGUUGUUGCAUGAACGACAUGAGAGGGAACUGGAACAGUUUGAUGAGGAGUCUGCUCGACUUGGAUUCAGUGCUCUGGCAAUAGCAGAGGCUCCAAAGGAAGCCUAUCCUGAUGAAGAAAGUCUUUCAGGUAGCAUGUUGAGCCUUGCACACAGCAAUAGUUCAACAUCAUUCCCACCUGGAAGUCUCUAGCAUAUGCUUGAUCAUUUCCCUUGAUCAUUCAUAAAUCCACCUAAGCUCCUAUCUGCCACCCAUUUAAGUACCCACCUUUGCCCUGUGCCAAUUGGCUGUUAACAGCCAGCACAGGUAAAUAAUUUAAUGAGCAAAAAAUGGCAGUGGUAUGAAUUCAGAGAAAUGCAAGCUCAGGUGUUGGAUGUAGUUAAGAAUUUGACUGACAGUCUCGUAUUUCUUAUAAUAAGAAGCAUUGACGGUUUCCCCGUGCUCUGCCAGUUUUACUCUUUGGAAAUUGGUUAUGAGACUAUUUUAUUACUUGUGUUUAUUUAAUUACUGGGCAGUAGCCUUGGCUAUUGAAAGCUACUGAGCAUUUUGAUUAUACAGACUGCAUAGCUUGUAAUGUUCUCUUAUUCCAAUUGCGCAUUCAGUUUACAGCGCAUUUGUUUGAUAAAUAAUUAUACAGACGUAUUUGUACGAUACCGACAGUGUGGUUGUCCUAAGUUUCAUUGUGUCAAUUAUUAUAAAAGCAGUGUAACAUUCCAUUUGUUCCAGUAAUAGACUCACAAGUGCUUACAAAACUGAAGAAGUAUAGCGGCUUCUAUAAUUUUUUAAUUCUGUGAAUUAAACGGUACUGUUCAGAAAGAAUUUCUCUGUCACAUGCUGAUUAAGUGUAUUGACACAUUAUGGGACUUUAGAAUCAGCCUAAAAUUGUGGAAGAUACUGAACCACCAUAUCUGGUAUGCAGUAUUCUAAGUCAAAAAUAAACAGAAUUUGUGUCUUGUAUUAUUAUAUAGACUUCCUGUUUACCUUUUUCUUCUCUCCCUUUCCUUUACGUCUAAGGUAAACCAGAGGAAAUCUUUUAUUGUGCUUAAAAGAGUAUGUGCAACAUAUGCAUGUAAACAGCUUAUGAGAGAUUCUGGUAUACCAUUACUUCCAGUUAUGGUACUAUGAUUAAGUCUCCUUUUUUUGUGAAAUUAGUAUUAAUUUGUAUUGUUCAGUUGUACAAAUGGAAUCCUGAAUUGCAUGUGAAUCGAAAUUUACGCGGUUGUAUGUCAUAUUUGAAAGUAACAAAGAAGUUAACAUAAUGCAGAUGCAUUGUAUUGGGGAAAGAAGCUUCAGUCGUUCAGCAGAGAGAGGUGGCAAGGAAAAAUAUGUAACUGGAGAUUGUAAUCAUCUUUUUUAGAAAAAAAAAAUUAAUGUUAAUUUCCCCCAUAAUGUUUCCCAAAAAUGGUUUCUUAUUGGACAACAUAAUAUUGAUGUAGAUUUAGGCCCAUGUUGUAUUGAAACUUAUUUAAUUCUCCACUUUAUUUGUUCAACGUUGACUGUUUUUAAAGCUUUGCAUUAAAGUAUCUUCCUGUAAUGUAAGAAAGCUGUAGGGUUUGAUGCAUACCUGCAGAGUACUUGAAGGUGGAUUAAAUAGUUAUAUGAAGCAUAAUCAAAAAGAAAUAUCAUUGAACACCCAGUAACACUAUGAUGAAAACCUUAAACUGGUGUAGCGGUGACAGAAAAUUGUUGCUCGUAAAAGUCAACAGGAUGUUGAAACAAUAAUGACAAAUUUCUAAAAGCCUUUUUAUUGCCAGUGGGCGUGCUGAAGUUGAUGUAAAAAUAUUCAAAUGUCACUAAGUUAGUUACCAACAUUUUAUCACUUUGUAUUACCAAUGUGUGAUGAUAUCUUGUGCAAAGGUAGUAUAUUUGCAGAGCUCUUAAGUUUUAUUUAUUGUAUCAUUUUCCAUGACACAUAGCUUAUCAUAAUUUUUUCUGUCUUCUGAAAUGAAAUGUAAUCAUUGAAAUAACAUACAGUGAUUGACACAUGCUAAUAUUUGAAUGUUUUUCAUAUGUAGUCAUUCACAUAGCCACUUUGUGGCAUAAAUUCACUCAGCAAGACAUAUGCUGUCCUCAUCUGCCAUGUAAAGAUGUACAUAAGUAAAUAAAGUACAUAAUUUUUAAAUAGAUUUUGGUGCUUACUACAAUUUUUAACUAUUGUUGGUUGUCUUGGGAUCAACAAUUUUACAGAAAGCUCAAAAAUCCAGUCAUUGUAUUAAUUUUCUGAGAGAAUAAGUAAAUUCAAAUUUUGUAUGUCUAUUGUUUUAUGCAUAUAUCAAAACGUAUGUGUUUCUAUCCCUACAGCAUGAUCAUAUCCUUGAGCUUCGUAUUUGGGAGACUUUUUUAGUGGGGGUGGGGUGACAUCGUUUGUAAUCAGCUAUGAGUUGUGGCUGUAUCUUUGCCACAGUUGCAAUACCUGCCAAAAAAUAUUGUGGUUGACCUUCUAAAAGAUGUGAUCAUAAGCAUAAGGUUCAUUUCCUAGCAGCCAUGUGUUUGCUCAAAUAUAGUCUUUGAUUAUUUCAUAUAAUUCCCUUAUAAUUCUGUUCAUUUGAUUGACACUUUUAUUUGCGGACGAGCUGUGUAGUUUGUGUACAGUUUUUUUAAUGUAGCUACUUAAAAUGCAUGCCCUCUUUUUCUUACUGAUGCUAGUUAUUCAUGAGAACAUUGCACUUGUCCCAUUUGUCCAGGUGGAGCUAUAUCUCAAAUUUCACAAGAACUGGGAAGAUAGUGUGGCACUAACAAAACUGUUUGCUGGAUAGACUUUUCUGUAAAAAUAUAUACUUUCAUUUAUUGCAUACAUUUCAUAAAUUAUCAAAAUAAUGUUUCCAGUUUAUAUAAUUAAGCUUUGAAAAAGAUUAUCUGACAAUGGACAACAAGUCUUCUGUAAUUUUCUGGCUCUCUCGUAUAUUUGGAUUCUUAUAAUGAAAAAUGGCAUACUUUUCUUCACUAAAUUCUGUGUAAUAGUUAAGGGACAAUUCAGGGAACAUGAAUCACCAAAAUAUGGAAAUACAUUGUUGUACUUCAUGUACAAUUCAUUAUGAAAAAGUAACUCUAUGUUUUGAAUUGAUCAGUGUUUGGUGUGCUUGUUCAGAAUUCACAUGUUGUCAAUAGAGGAUAAUUCUUUUUCACUUCCAGAAGUGCAUUUUAAUUUUGUGGUGGUAUUCUCACAAUAUUCACCUUCUUCUCUCCACCCAAUUGCAACUGGCUGGUCUAUGUACGCAACAGACUGGAGUUUUCUAAUAGUUGUAACGUGGCUGGCAGGUAGUUUGUUUUCCAAGUAAUUUUUCUGUCGUCUUCAUUGGAGAAGUUCAAAUACCUGAAUAUUUUAUCCGUAGUAGAAAUUUACAGAAUACAUUGCUUUGGGAAGAAAGUUAAUAUUGUCAAGGGUUUAUCAUAAAGUCUUGUACAGUACUGACAUAAUAUUUUCACCAUAGUAUGCCAAAGUAAAAUAGAAAACUAGAGCAAAUUGUAAAACAAUUGCAUGCACUUAUUAAUUCAAUUAUAGGGCAUUGAAAAUAUUGCACAAGAAUAGGGCAUUCUUAAGGCCAGUACUAGAAUAUUUCAAAGAUUGAAUAGGCUAUUAUUUUCAGACCAGGUUAUUGUAAUUAAGGCUUCCUGUUAUUUUCUUAGUGUAAAAUCAUGCAGAAAUGAGAGUUGUUAAUUAGCAUUACAAGUUUAUUUAGAUGGUUCCCUAUAUUUGAGCAUUCAGACACAGUUUUGUUGUGUAACUGCUUUGAAACUGAUAGUAAGAGGUCAACACAAUAUUGUUAGGUGGAACUUGGGUAAAAACUGAAUAAUUAUUCACAACAUUGUUUAUUUUGGUGUAAACAAAAGUAUUUUGUCUGGUCAACACAUUUGGGAUUAGAUUGGGUUGUUGCUUCAAUAACACCUUUGAUGUUUUGUAAAGUUGUGGGAAUUGUCAGUUUGACAGUUCCAUAUUUUUAGUGUAUAAGUAAAACUGCCACCCUAGGUAAAUAUAUCUGCAAAAUCCUUUGUUCUAGGGUCUCUUGGUAAGAAUUGUCAUCUUUACAAUUUUUAAAAUUUGUUUAGAGAGAGAUUGGAACAGUUAGGCAAAGUUCAGAAUUCAUCUUCAAAUGUCUCCACAUUUCUGUAAAAUUGCAUGUAAGAGAUAGAGAAAAUAAUGAAAAUCAUAUGCACUUUCAAUUAUUUUUCAGUGUGUGUCAUUAGAAUAUUAGGCUGUUUGGUUUCAUUAUUGAGAAGAUCCCAUGUAAAAGUUUGUUAACAAAGGGAAACUCAAUUAAAAUGUGAUGAAAAGAGCUGAGAGCAUUUUUAAUAAGAGAUAGCAAGUACACAUUUUCUGUUUGAUACAAACUGCAGUGAAUUGUGAAAAUUAUUCAGGUUCUCCUGUGGAGGAUUUAUACCUUUCCGCAAGGGAAUGUCACAAGUUUAGUAUUUCAGGUUACCUAGCAAACAGAAAGGAAAGCCUGAAGCAUAAAUUACAUGCAGUGAAGAAGGAUGUGCUUAAAAGAUAAGAAUAACUGUGUUAUAGUGUACAUUAUUCUUGAUUUUAGUAGGGAACACAUUUUAGUUCUUUAUAUGUUUACAUGACUGUAACAGUUUUUCCAGAACCAUCUAAUUACACUGAAGUUGUUAGGAUUUGUUUGCACCAUUUACUGCUUCUGGUUCCAUUAUUAAAUCAUUAAACACUGCUUAAUAAGUUACAGAACACAUGAAUUUUAAAUACCUUACAACAGUGCAGCAGUAAGUGAGCUAAUUCUUGUUAGCUUACAGCAUAAAAUUGCUUGAACCUAUAGCUGUAGUCUUCAUUAAUUUCAGAUGUGAGCAGCAUUUGAAUUCUUCUUAUCUUUAUUCUGUACAGUGCUAUAUGAUUUGAGACUGUUUUGUGUCUUAUCUUUACUACUAGUUCCUAAUGUUUCAGCAAUUUUCCCCUCUAUUUAAAUAUAAUUUAUGUAGUUUUACUGCAACAUCCACCUGACUACUUUGUUUGCUACACUCUUGAAUAUCAGAAGCUAAUUAAUAUUGAAAUAGCGAGUACGUCACUCAUUGCAUAGAAAAGAUAAUUUCACUUCGUAGCUGUAAAAAGAAAUGCCCUAUUGCCAGAAUUGAAGAAAAUUUGAUAAAACAUUGCUGAAGUACUUUUUGUGUCAGCUCACUUACAGAUAAAAGCACUUUCUUUGCGAUUUCCCACUGAGACAGAACUAGAGACAGUGAUUUUGUGUGUGUGUGUGGGGGGGGGGGGGGGGGGGGGUCAAAGGCAUAAGUGUACAGCAGUCUUUUCAAUUUGCCUGUCUGCGGCUCGAUGUUUCGGCUACAAGAUGAAUAGCAGUCUGUCUUUUUCGUAAUCUUGUUUCUUUUUUCAAUCCUGGACUUCGCAUUAUUUGACUAAUUUAAUAGUGUUUUAGAAACAUAAUUUUCCAGUGUGUUAUCGAGUAGCUCUCGUGGCUGUCAGUUUUACUAAUUACACAGCUCUAUGUUUCACACAACAAUUAUGAAACAUAAGACUUGCAAAAUAUUUUUUUUCCAACCAACAAAUAUUCAGAAUGAAUUAUUUUCUUUUGUCUACAGUCGCAGUUUUAUUUUGUCUACUGACCUAGAGGCAAAAGUGUGACUAUAGACUGAAGUUAAUAAUUAAUUGUCUUUGUGUUGGUUGCUUUUCAGAAAGUAUGUUGGGAAUAUGCCAUAUAUUCAGCUAAAAUUCUGCUGAUGUAAAGAUGCAGUGUUUUAAGAUUGCAAACCAUAAUGCAGUAGUAAAAUUUCAUUACCAAAGAAGACAGUUUCGAUAAUUGUUACAAAAAAUCAAGUUACAUGAAUACACUUCUUGAUCCAUGAGCUAAUGUGAUAUAGUAUACUGCCUUUGAUUUAUUUGGCACUGUAUGUUGAAUUGAGAAUGAGGAAUGUUACAUAAUUAAAAAAACUUGUAAUGUGGUGUAAUCUGUGAUAAUGUCACUUAAGUUUUAUUGCCUGUGCGACACUAUCUAGAAAAAGAUCAAAUAAACAGCAAGAUAUUAAAUAUCGUAAUAUAAUUCUCUCAUCAUGAUUGUAGAUUUCCAUUCAAAAGAAAUAUUUUAGGCAGAUAUUGGUGGAAAUGAUUUAUUGCUUGUGUGCCGUAUCAUAGUGUGGUUGUGAUGUUUUAUCAUACAGUGCUUCCACAUUCGUCAACAUAUUAUGCAUGUGAAGUGUUGUAAUUACAUGUUGUGAGACAACUGUGACUCGAAGUAAUUAUGAGUUAUUUCUAUUGAACAUGUUUGUCAGUCAAAUUCAAAAAACUCAUCCUCUGAGAAUCUCCGGAACAAUGUAAAGUAUUAAGCUUUGUAAUUCGUGAGCUCUUCAUAGAACAUAUUGUUUUAUACGAACAUGUGAUGCAGUUCCUUUUUAAUAAAAAGGAAUAGAUAGGAUUUAUGAUAAAAUCAUUUACACAAUUUUCAGUAUUUUAGCUGCUGAAGUCUAAUAUUUUUUGAGACCAGGGGAACAUCAUUUUUUGGAUAUUUCCUGGUUAAGACUGUUUGUCUUCUCAUUAUUUUGAAUCACUCAAUUGGGAAGGCAGCUGUAUGGAUAGUCAUUAAAAGUAAAAGCUUGUACAGUUAUUUAAACAUUUGUGUUAGAUGUAAAUGUUUAUUUUAUUCAAAAGCAUAACAAAUCAAAAAUGUACAGUCAUCUAUGCUUCCAUUAAAGUUUUAUUGUUAUCUUAUGGUUAUGUUUAUCAACAGUUGUAAAUUUUCCCUUUAAUACUGUUGGUGUCAUUUCAGUUCUUCACUGAAAAAUCCAUUUGGUUACUUACUAAGAAUGGACUAUUGAUAUUUACAUUCAACAAACUGAGUAUGCUUUUUGAUUAAAUGAAAGUUCUUACUUAAUCUUCUUUCAUGAAAAAUAUUGCAAAUAGAUUUUGUUGUUUUCUAUAGAAUUCACCAAGAAAAGACGACAGAUAAAGUGCUUAACGAUUUCUCAUUGUUACAUGUCCAAAAAACUGCAUUAAAGUAACCAGAUUUUGUACAACAAGAGUUUGUAAUAUUUUAAAACCAAAAAAUGUUACAGAGUGUGAGUAGUGCUAAAACCUUUUUGACUGUCACACAUUGCAAUGUCUUACACAUCACUGUAAUGUGAAGAUGUCAGAAUUAGAACUCAGAUGAAAAUAAAAGUCAAAUCUUUUUUAUUGUAAACUUUAUUGUAUAAUUAAUUCGUGUAUAACUGUAUUGCUACAUAUUACACAGUGAUUAAAAAGAUAGAGCCAUGAGUGAUUAUUGUAAAGAAAGUUGUUUUUAUGAGUUUUAUGCUGUUUUAUAAGCAUCCAACAGUAUCUCACGUUUUGAGCAUGUGAUCAUUGUCUUGAAAGAUAUAUAUUAAAAUUAUAG
This is a messenger RNA of Schistocerca nitens (vagrant locust), 10312 nucleotides long. It is a transcript of the gene Tao, whose product is annotated as serine/threonine-protein kinase Tao. Gene Ontology annotation, molecular function: ATP binding; protein kinase activity. The transcript has 18 exons. Lineage: Eukaryota; Metazoa; Arthropoda; Insecta; Orthoptera; Acrididae. The coding region runs from base 492 to 3176 and encodes 894 amino acids. The record is from RefSeq and is a predicted model, not a curated record. Gene Ontology annotation, biological process: protein phosphorylation.